CAAAUCAACUUUUAUUCUGUUUCGAUACAUCAGAAAGACAGAAUUUAAUCAUGUUCGAAGCCAUAGAACAAAGUUGCAUUUUGGCUUAUUUUGGUAUAUUCUGUACAAUUCUCUUUGUCUCAACGUUAAUAUGCAAGUUUGUCAACGUGUUAAGAGUACAUCUCUUCUCUCUAUGCACUUCGGAUUUGAAGGAAUUCGGACCGUGGGCCGUGAUCACGGGAGGAAGUUCGGGAAUAGGAAGAGGCUACGCUAACGAACUGGCUAAACGAGGUUUACACAUUGUAAUCGUAAGCAGAGGACUGCAGGCUCUAAAGUCUGCCGCCGAAGAAAUUACAAGUCAAUACGGAGUAGAAUGCCGCUACAUUCAGGCCGAUCUCAGCCACGAUAAUGCCUACGAACAUGUCUACAGCACAUUGAAAGAUACGGAUGUUGGCAUUUUAGUCAACUGUGCCGGUGUUAUGGGUGACUCUUGGUGUCGUUUAUUAGACCUGACUGAUGAGGAUGUGAAUUUAUUGUUACAAUUACACAUCAAAGCAGUGGUUCACACGACGCGAUUGUUUUUACUUUCGAUGUCGUUCAGAAGAAGAGCCGCCAUCGUUACUGUUUCGUCAGUGGCCUCCGUAAUGCCUUUGCCAUUUUUGAGCGUGUAUUCGGCGUGUAAAGCGUUUUCCGACCGUUUCACUCGAGCAUUGUCUUACGAAUAUAAAUGGAAAAAUGAUGAAACCCUGCAUUUUUCAAUGGCAUUAAACAACUCACUGCAAAAAUUAAAAACAAUUUUCAGCUUUCUGAUGUUACCAAAUAAACUCAGUUGUAAGGCUGUUCAAUUCCCUUUAUUGGGUUGCAAUUUGAAAAAACUGUAGAUCUAUAAAUUCACACUCUCGUCUAUCUGUUGUUCGUCUGACCUUCCUUAAUUUGUAGAAAGGAGUUAGACAAUGCCAAAACCAGAUAUGGAAAGCUUAGUGGCAGGAGGCCCGAUUAACUAUAUAGGAACUUCCGAUUCAAACCGGAAGUCACGUUAUUUCAAUUUAAAUAUUUUCCCCUGAAUGCAGUUAGACAGAUAACCUGCAAAACUGUAUUGCCGACUUGAAAAUACGAUAUACAGAGUCAAUACAUUACUACGGUAAUUUGAGGUGGAGAGCUAUAUUUUAAAUUAAACUAUUCGGUAAAACUGCAUUUGUCACAAUCUACAAGAACAACCAGCUGUACCAUUAAAUGCAGGGCGAAUUUUAAUUUUUGUAACGUUUUCGGUCGUUUUUAUCCUGCGAUUCUUAUUUUUAAAUGCAAUCGAAUGCAUUUAAAAAUAAGACAAUUUUUAUUUCAAAGUUUUGACCUUUAGAAUCCCAAUCGUUUAACAGCACGUAUCGGACUUCUACGUAGAUCACACAUCGUGUUUUUUUUUUUUUUUUUAUCUCUAUUUUCCGGCCAUUAACAAAAACGCUGACUUCUCUUACGGAGUUCCGAAUUGUACUUUAAAAUUGCACAAUUUUUCACGACUACUUUCACUGUUAAAAUUUUACAUAUUAUUUUUACUUAAAAAAUAUUCCAAAUGAGAAUUUUAAGACUAAUAUCAAUUGCUUAUAUCAAGAAUUAUAAUGAAAAUUCAAGGCAAAGACGAGCAUCGCGGAACACUUAGAAAAGGAUCGGGCAGAGGUAUUACACAGUCCUAAAGUAACAUCAAUCGACAUAUUUAAAUUUUUAAAACGCUUUUUUUUUUUAAAUUUGAGAAAUUUGGAAAUAAUGUAAUAUAGAUUAAAACUGUGAAUUAAAAUUCCUAUCACUUUGAACUCAGUGCAGAUAUUAAUGAACUACUCCUAAAACUUAGUUCAAAAAAUUGAAAAUAAUUGUAAUUUAGGCGAUACCAGUUCAUCAUCCUUUUAAUUUUGAUUGCUUAACAAAAUAAGUUUUAAUUAAAUGUUU
Messenger RNA from Centruroides sculpturatus (bark scorpion), 1917 nucleotides. RefSeq names its product inactive hydroxysteroid dehydrogenase-like protein 1. The transcript is spliced from 2 exons. Gene Ontology annotation, cellular component: endoplasmic reticulum. The coding region runs from base 51 to 860 and encodes 269 amino acids. Gene Ontology annotation, molecular function: oxidoreductase activity. Lineage: Eukaryota; Metazoa; Arthropoda; Arachnida; Scorpiones; Buthidae. The record is from RefSeq and is a predicted model, not a curated record.